UUAUGAUCUUCUCUGAAUUGAAAUCGUAGGAGUGGCAACGGUUCUUGUUCUAUAUUGAAGUGAUUCGAAAUUCACAUUGAGGAACAGCAUUUAGAGGAGAAUAAUGAAGAAACCUGAAAACGAUGAUACAGUUUCUGCAACUGGCAGAAGAAAUGAUAAUCAAUCUGCAAAUUCCAACAUGAAGAAAGGAUCGUUUCAAUCAAACAGCGUCAAGGUAUUAAGCUUAAUUAUGCAAAUUGAUUAUCUUGAAGUGCUGCCAUUUUAGUGCUUUUUGGAGUUUUGAUUCAUGUUGUGUUGUGGCUUAGUUGGAUCUAUAUCAAAGAACCUUCAAUAUAUAUGGUUGAUUGAGCCUUAGGUAUGGAAAAAUUUGGUGUCCGGAGAGGCAUGCCAACUGAAGAGGAUACCGAUGGUUCCGACGAAGAAAAUAGUUGCCUAUCAUUGCAAGAUUCACAUUUUAAUUUCUAAGGUGUAACACUAGUUUUCUUUAUAGAUGGUGAUUCUUUCUUGCUUUUGGAGAUGUUUACUUGCUAGGGAAUCGUUCUGAUGGCAAGACUCAAAUGAAUAACAUUGUUAAGAUUUUAAAUUCCAGCAGCCAACCCAGCUGCGCGUUCUGCAUUGAUAAAAGAAGUUGCCGUGUGGUACGCUCGAAAACAAAGGUAAUGAAUUUUCUGAUAGAGAGAGGAAAAUCUCAGGAAGCUAUUCCCAUGUUUGAAAAUCUGAUUGUAGAAGGGCACCAACCAUCUCUAGUAACGUACACAACCCUUUUAAAUGCCUUGACCAAUCAAAAGUGCUUCAAGCCUAUACAUUCUAUCGUCUCACAAGUGGAAGCAAAACACAUGAAGCCCGACCCGGUAUUUUAUAAUGCACUUAUAAAUGCAUUUGCUGAAUCCGGUAACAUGGAUGAUGCCAUGAAAACUGUCCAAAAGAUGAAAGAGAGUGGACUAAGACCAACCACUAGCACUUAUAACACAUUGAUAAAAGGGUAUGGUAUUAUAGGUAAGCCUGAUGAAUCGACGAAGUUGCUAGAUCUGAUGUUGGAAGAUGCAAGGUUGAAACCAAAUCUCAACACAUAUAACAUGCUUAUCAGAGCAAGGUGUAAGCUGGAGAAUAUAUCAGAGGCCUGGAAUGUGAUAAAUAAGAUGACUUGUUCGGGAAUGCAACCAGAUGUUGUUACUUUCAAUACUAUAGCAACAGCUUAUGCUAACACAGGACAGACUGCUCAGGCCGAAGCGAUGAUUUUAGAGAUGCAGAGGUAUGGUUUGGAACCAAACGAGAGAACUUGCACAAUCAUCAUAACCGGAUACUGUAGAGAAGGCAAAGUAAAGGAAGCUCUUAGGAUUAUGUAUAAGAUGAAGGAUCUGGGCCUGCAGCCAAAUCUUAUUGAAUUCAACUCCCUGAUUAAUGGCUUUGCGGGUGUGAUGGAUAGAGAUGGUGUUGAUGAGGUUUUAAAGUUGAUGGAGGAAUUUCAUGUUCGGCCAGAUGUGGUUACAUAUAGUACAGUAAUGAAUGUAUGGAGCCAAGCUGGAUUCUUAGAGAAAUGCAAACAAGUUUACGAUGACAUGUUGAAAUCUGGUAUAAAACCAGAUAUACAUGCUUAUAGUAUUCUUGCUAAAGCUUAUGUUCGAGCGCAAGAAGCAGGAAAGGCAGAAGAACUGCUGAAUGCGAUGGUCGAAUCAGGCAUCCAACCAAAUGUUGUUUUGUUAACAACUAUCAUAAGUGGAUGGUGCAGUUCUAAAAGAAUGGACAAUGCUGUCAGAGUCUUUGACAAGAUGCGUGAGUUCGGUAUUUCGCCAAAUCUUAAGACCUUUGAGACGCUUAUCUCAGGGUAUGCUGAAGCAAAACAGCCAUGGAAUGCAGAAGGAAUGCUCCAAAUAAUGGAAGAUUUUCACAUUCCACCCAAGAAAUCCACAAUCAUGCUUGUUGCCGAUGCUUGGCGAAUGGCUGGAUUAAGAGAAGAGGAAAAUAGGUUGCUAAGUACCAUAAAAAGACUGAAAACCAAGAAGAUGCCGAAUUCGACAGAGGAAGAUGACAAUAUACCAGUUGAAAGCUUGGAUAAAAUUUACGAAAAGCCAUUUACUAGUGUUCCCUUCUGUGGUCUCUUACAGAUCCCAUCUAUAGGUUUCAAUGAUCAUAAAGCUUCGGCUUUCGCGACUAGAAGGAACCGAAGGCUUCUUAGAGAUGGUGAAUUGGAGACUUCACUUCUCACAGCAAGGUUUAAGCGUCAUUCUCAAAUGUAUAGAUUGGGAGAAGGAUUUUCCAUCAUGUGCCAAAAGCAGUUUCAAUGUCAACAUGGUACAUACCAACUUGCAAAUUCAUGUACAGCAGUAUUCUACUAAAAGAAUUGGUGAGGUUCAGGGUGAACAUUUUUUCUUUUUUUUCUUCCUUUUUUUUUUUAAAUUUUCAAUGUAAUUACAUUCUUACGCUCACGCAGCAAAAGUUGUGUUGUUAAACAAACUACCUCAUCACAAUUGCUUGUUUUUCAUUCUUCAACUUUAAUUCUUUAGGUUCUAC
Arachis ipaensis is the source of this 2511-nucleotide messenger RNA. The record is from RefSeq and is a predicted model, not a curated record. NCBI's taxonomy places the organism in Eukaryota, Viridiplantae, Streptophyta, Magnoliopsida, Fabales, Fabaceae.